Messenger RNA from Ipomoea nil (Japanese morning glory), 967 nucleotides. RefSeq lists its product as uncharacterized. Lineage: Eukaryota; Viridiplantae; Streptophyta; Magnoliopsida; Solanales; Convolvulaceae. The coding region runs from base 282 to 758 and encodes 158 amino acids. The transcript is spliced from 4 exons. The record is from RefSeq and is a predicted model, not a curated record.
UCGGGUUCCCCUUUUCAAAGCUGGUCAUCGUUCUUCUUGGACGUGGACUCUUGGAGGUGCUGUUCUUUUUGCUCGUCCGUUUCGUCUCUUGGUUCUCCGUUGAAUGGCCGGCGGUAGGGAGCAACGUAUGAUGGCACGACGACGGGGGAAACAGGCGCAGGCCGCAGACGCAGGCAGUAGUUGAGAUAUCUAAUAGCAAGGAAGAAAGAUGUUAGUGGUUUGGUGAUCGCCUGCAUGAAGACUAUGAUAUAACUCCACACACGUCUUGGGAAACGAUUGACAUGUUUCUUUUUUCGGUGCGUGAACGUGGUCACUAUCACGUCAUAAGUGUGGUCUUGAAAAAGAUGAAGAUGGGUAUCAUAGACAAUUGUCCUGCCCACACUCCUAACAAGGCCAAAUAUGGUCGCGCUCCCGCAGACUUGCAAGCCUUCCUUGCCUCUUUUUUUGUGGCUAUUAAGCUUCCUGAUCGGGCAGAUUGCGUGCGACACCUUAAACCCAAGCGCAUGCACAUGUCUUGGAGGGACGCAACCAUCUUAGAGGACAGUGUCAUUUAUAUUAUGCGCCACAUGGAAUCGUAUUUGGGUCAGGGUGUUUCAAACUGGGAGUGUGGUUUAGUAAAAGGUGAUAGGGACAUUCUUAAUGAUUUGCGUAAGAGGUUCAUGCACGAUAUCUUGGUGUCUAACAUUAACAUGCACAAGCAUUCUGUAAUUCAACGUGCGUUGGAAUAUGAUUGCAAAAUCUCUGCUCGCGCAAGUUAACAUACAUUAAGUGGUUGCCUUUUGUUUUGUUUUGUUUUGUUUUUGUUUUUUUUUUUUUGUUUUUUUUUUUUUGGGUAGUUCUAUGGAAUUUUAGGUAGUUCAUGGUUUUUGGUUUGUAUAGUGCAACGCUCUUUUUUGGGCUAACGUAGUACUAGUACCGUGUUUUUUUGUAUGUUAUGGCAGCACUUACUCUAGUACAAUUACUAAUA